AUGGGGAACAUCGCGUGUGUCCCGCAGGCACCUGGGGGCUUCAGGAGCUCCUUCCGAAGGAAGCCUUCGCUGAAGAAAGCACAAAACGGCAAGAAAAAACUGCCCAGCUUUUUUGGUCUAGAAGGAGGGCAGGAGAGAGACACGACCACGGACAAAAUCCUGCAGUAUAUUCCAGCAAAGAUCAUCCCAAACCCGGAAAACCAGAAAGAAAACUUGGACCAGAGGUUCCCCAGCCUGUUCAAGAAGGGACGAAGGAAAACGACUGUCAGGAACCUGGGAAAAAUCAUCUAUUACUCCAAGGUCAAGUUAAGGUUCCAGCACUGCCAGGAGGUCAAUGACUGCUUCUUGGAGCUGUUCCAGUCCUACCUGUACUUCCAGUCCAUGGGCUCCAAUGGACUCACCCACCAGGAACUGCUGCCUCUGAAGGAGCUGAAUGUCUGUGAGAUUGAGGCUGGGAAGGGCCCUGGGCAGCAGGAUUGCCACGCUUUCCUCAUUGCAGGUCCUCGGCUGAAUCCCCUUGUUGUGUUCUGCCCCUCUGAGUCAGAGCUGAAGCAGUGGCUUUAUCACCUGGAGAAGCAGAUCCAGCUGAAUGGAGGAAGCCUUGCCUUGCCCUUCCUCCCUCAGAACGGCUGGAAGCAGAGCUCCGUGGGGAAGGAGGAGCUGCGGUGGUGCAUGCAGCACAUGCCCAUCCAGGGCUGGAGUGGGACUCAGAGGGAAUCCCUGGGCCGUGUCCUCUGUGCCUCCGAAGUGAAGCUUCAGCAUCUGCCAUUCCAGGAGCAGAAUGACCGGCUGUUGGUGCUUUAUGCCUCCACACUGGUGAUAGUUUCUGAAGAGAAGAAUGGCUUCUGUUUUAAGGGCGAGCUGCCACUCAACGCCAUCCAGGUGCUUUUUGAAGAGAACGAGAAAAGCUCCUUUUUAAUCGAAGGCCGGCUGAUCAAUUCGAUCCGGGUGACCUGCCGCAGUUACGAGGAUUACCAGGAGUGGCUCUACUGCCUCAACACGGCCCAGUUUCGAAACGCCGACUCCUCCCUCUCCGGAUCCGAGAGUUUCUCAGGAUCAAAGCCGCCACACCCCAGCCAGUUCACCAGCAGCGGGAGGGGCUCCCUCACCUCCGACGGCCGCACGAAUUCCUGGGCGUCCGGAGGGAGAGUGACCACCGUGACCCACCUGUCCCAGACCAGCGGCUCCCUGCCCGACGGACACUCCUUCCUGCUGAUGCCUGAGGGCAGGCUGCUCGAAGAUGCCCUCUCCUCUGGCUAUUCCCAGCCUCUCCACUGCCUGGCACAAGCCAACUGGCCAAGCACAGGGCUGCCCACACAGGACCUGCGGAGAGGGGGCAGCGCCAGGAAAUCCAAGGGCAAAUGCGGGCCGUGCAUCCAGCAGCUGCCCAGCCAGGACUCGGAGAGGAGCAUCUGCAGCCUCAUUCCCGAAAAUCCCAACGGCGAAAUCCCGUCCCCGGAGUACAACGAGCCGUACUCGGCCCACGGCUCACAGCAUCACCCCCCAGCUCCCCCCUCUCCACAGCAGGUAUCCAACCUGGAUUUUGCUUUGCUCUAGUUCCUGCAGUGCCACAGGCAGACGGGUCCAGCUCAGGCCAACGGGUGCCCAGCAAUCCCUGUGCCCCAGCAGCACCUCUCUCUGGAGAAAUGGAACUGCCAGCCCCUGCCCAGUGGCCACUGCAGAGAGGUGCCCACAGCUCCCAUUUACAGCACCCCUGGCACCUCCCGCCAGCUCCAGCUGCGGGCACAGGCUGAAGCUUCUUACCUUGAGGAGAUCUCUUCUCUGCCAGAGGAACAUCUGGGCCCUUCAUUGCACCCACCAGGUGGGAACGUCGGCACCUACGACCUGCCAGAUUCCAGCUGCCGGCACCGCGACUCCGCCGCCUUCCACGACUACGCCGAGCUCCAGAGCUUCCACAGUGACUUCAGCUAUGACAACCUGUGGGAAGCUGAGGAGAAGGAGCCAGGCACCCCACACACCUCCCCCUCUCCAGUCCAGCAGAUUUACCAGGUCUAAGGGAUGGUCUCCACAGCCAGGCACAGAAAGCCCCCCCAUCCCGGGCUCUUUUCUCGCUGGGCUUCCCUCCAGGAUGAGGAGCCCAGGGCACACAAGGCAAAGGGAAGAGCCCUGCCCUGCAAAAGGCUGCUUCCCAUGUCCUGGCAGGCCUGGGCUUCAAAUUUCUCUCCUAAAUCUGGGGAUGGGGGCAAAGCACAGCAGCAGCAGCCCCUGUGGACAUGGAGGAGCAGUGUGUGUGCCGUGCCAAGGAGAGUGCUCAGGGAGCCCUGGCUGGGCAACAGCUCUGUCCCCAAAAGUGAAAGGAAGAAGAAAAAGGGUCAGGCUCCCUCAGGUAAAAGGGACUGGGUGUU
Molecule: messenger RNA, 2366 nt
Organism: Chiroxiphia lanceolata (lance-tailed manakin)
Lineage: Eukaryota; Metazoa; Chordata; Aves; Passeriformes; Pipridae
Gene: PLEKHN1
Product: pleckstrin homology domain containing N1
Exons: 15
Biological process (GO): response to hypoxia; 3'-UTR-mediated mRNA destabilization; positive regulation of apoptotic process
Cellular component (GO): mitochondrial membrane; cytoskeleton
Molecular function (GO): phosphatidic acid binding; phosphatidylinositol phosphate binding; cardiolipin binding
Source: RefSeq, a predicted model, not a curated record